Messenger RNA from Staurois parvus, 650 nucleotides. The record is from the annotation of a GenBank genome assembly. NCBI's taxonomy places the organism in Eukaryota, Metazoa, Chordata, Amphibia, Anura, Ranidae.
GCCAUUAACAAACACACACACACACAGAUACCUGUACACACACACAGAGACAUGUACAUACACACACACAGAAACACACACACACACACAGACGUACAUACGUACAGAUGCACACACACGCACAGAGACAUGUACACGCACAGGCACGUACAGACACACAUAAACAUAGUUACAUGUACAUACACAGAAAUACACACGCACAGACAUAUGCACAAACAGACACGUACACACAGACACAUGUACGUACAUACACACAGACACAUGUACAUACAUACACACAAACACACACAGACACAUGUACAGAUACACACAUGUACAUACACACAGACACAUGUACAGAUACACACAUGUACAUACACACAGACACAUGUACAGAUACACACACACACACCCUAUAAAAAGUUGCAGUACUACUUGUUGUUCACUCACAGAACCAGGUACUGCACUCUAGGGGGAGGCAGAGAGCACAGCACACUCCUUGCUUUGCUUUCACUGCGCUCAGCUAUUGAGCAGUCCUGACAGCUCCCAGUGCCAAUGACAGAUCCAGCCUGAGCUCCGAGCCUGCUCAGCAAGACGGCCCUGGGGGACACACUCACCCCCACCAUAAUUUCCACUUGCCAUUGGUGAGCAGGCGAGUAGAAAUUUCAAGC